AUGUCGAAUUUAGAAAAACUCUGUUUGAAUCUUAUUGUUUGGGGCGAAAACACAUUUGUUGAUGGAAAUGAAUUGAAGCAGAAUAUUAUUAAUCAUAUGGCACGAUUACAGAGAUUCGAAUUUUAUAUUUGUUCAAGCAUUUCUCUUCGUAAUCAAAUUUAUCUACAAUCGAAAGAAGAUAUUCAACAUACAUUCCGAGAUUUUAAAGAUAAUAAAGUUAUUUCUUAUGUUGAUUAUUUUCAAAAAGAACAAUGUAGUCUAUGUGAUAUCUAUUUGUAUCUUGAUCAAUUAAAAUAUUACUAUACUGUAACAAAUAAUUUUUCAGGUGGCUUAUUUCCAUGUGUUCGUAAAAUAUCAUUAUAUGAUGACCAUCCUUUUGAACAUGAAUUUUUUCUUCGAAUUGCUCAAUCGUUUCCAUUUAUGCAAACACUUUCUUUAAACAAUUUCAAACCACAAAAUAACAAAUUAUGCAAAGAAUCACAUAAUGACAAUCAAGAUUUUUCAAUCAUUAACUAUCCCUAUCUUACUAAUCUUACACUUUAUGAUGCUCAUGAUGAUUAUAUCGAAGAAUUUCUAGUUGAUACGAAAAUAUGUUUACCGAAUAAUGCUGUUCAUCUUAACAUUUAUUAUGAACAAUUGAAAAGAGUGACACACAAUUUUACAAGAGAUAUAACACGAAUCAAUUGUGCAAAACUGAAUUCUUUACAUCUCAAUGGUCGUCGACUUCCUAAAUAUGCAAAAGACUAUUUUCCACAUGUAUAA
Messenger RNA from Rotaria sp. Silwood2, 762 nucleotides. Lineage: Eukaryota; Metazoa; Rotifera; Eurotatoria; Philodinida; Philodinidae. The record is from the annotation of a GenBank genome assembly.